Penaeus chinensis is the source of this 533-nucleotide messenger RNA. RefSeq lists its product as uncharacterized. Bases 51 to 497 code for a protein of 148 amino acids. The record is from RefSeq and is a predicted model, not a curated record. NCBI's taxonomy places the organism in Eukaryota, Metazoa, Arthropoda, Malacostraca, Decapoda, Penaeidae. The transcript is spliced from 2 exons.
CUCUGUUAGUGAUCGCGAAUUACCUUGAGAGUAACACCAUUUAUCAUUUCAUGGACAGAAAACAAAGAUGGCCAGCCAUAUUUACCGCCUUCUUCCCUGUCUCAUCUUUCCCUACACACUACGCCCAUCUUCAGCGGCCCACGCUCUCACAAGGCCCUCGCCAGGACCAUCGCCAGUUUCCACGGACUGCAGGGCCUCGCGCAGCCAUGGCGGUUACCGACGGAGAGAGUCCUGAGCUGGUGGAGAGUGGGGAACUGGCGCUGCACUUGGAGGCCCUCCAGCGUUGGCACGACGAAGCUGAGCUCCUGCGGGAGGCGAGAGUCCUUCCUCCAGGCGCUGACGACCAGAUCAACCUCGAUGCAGAGACUCGAGACCAAGUCAAGGACCUCAUGGAGACACUGAUUGAGGAGGAAAUCCUGGACGUCCGUCGGGGUUGGGCCUCGCCUCUAACUUUUAAUGCUUUUCAUAUUGCCAUUCACAAUGUUCCGUAUCAGUGAACCUCCUGGACGAGGGAUUCACUCCCCUUUUAUGCA